Molecule: messenger RNA, 1278 nt
Organism: Aspergillus oryzae RIB40
Lineage: Eukaryota; Fungi; Ascomycota; Eurotiomycetes; Eurotiales; Aspergillaceae
Exons: 3
Coding region: 1-1278 (425 amino acids)
Source: RefSeq, a predicted model, not a curated record
AUGGGUCGCCUUGACUCUAUCUGUGAUGCAAAAUUGCAUGGCAGGAACGAUCAUUCACGCCAUUUCUGCUUAUCUGCAUUGACCUGGUGUGUUAUUAGCUGUACGUGCAUUUUUAUGGUUUUUGCCAGCGUAUACUUCUCACGGUAUUCGCUUUUCGAGCUGGGUCUUUUGCCUCUUAUACAAAGAGUGAAUCCGGCACCAUUCCAUGUUUACUUCAAAGAGUUUGGAUCUUUCGAGAAACCAAAAAAUAUCAGGAUCGUUGCACUAGUGCCCUUUCGUAGCCAUGAGCGAACGGAGAUCCUGGAUUGCUACCUGCAAAGGAACCUCCUCGAUAACCAUGGAUUCCUCGACCAAGUAAUAUUUAUCCCGCAGACGAAUAACACGCAAAGUCUAGAUUGGCUCACGUCUACUGUCAAACGCACUCCUCUCUACCAAAUCUCGGGGUUCGGUGAUUAUAUCCAGUGGGGCGGCAUGGAUGAGAAUGUGAUUUUCAUCAAAAUAGAUGGCGAUACCAUAUUUUUGGAGGACCAUACGAUCUCUACGAUUGUCAAAACCAAGCUUGAUCACCCUGAUUCCUUAAUAGUCUCAGCAAAUGUUAUUAAUCAAGCUGCUCUUCAAGCCCUCCAUAGCCAUCCUGGUGUUGCCCUUCCCUAUCUUCCCGAGCUUUCUUCCUCCGACCAGCCUCAGAUUCCUGUUACCCAGGAUUGGCGGGCCACAGAUCUUCCAGCCUGGGAAGGCCCUGCCGACUUCAAAGUAUCAAAAGGAUAUCCUCCUCCCUCCGAGAGCCAUCGCUGGCUUCCGUCAGCGGAUGAGAAUGGGGACCGAACACCCAUUGGCAUGUCCAUGUAUGGUGACAACGGGCCUGAACUGGAUGACUGGACGAUCCAUGCACAGCAACACUAUUCAUUUCUGCAGCAUCUCGAAGACGGCGAUCUAUAUCGAUAUAAGUUUCCCAUGUGGGUUGAUCCCACCGAUAGUCUUAGCCCCAACUUCCUUUGUUUACGGGCAGGCGACCCAAGCAUUGUGAAGUCUAUCAUUCAACAGGAUACAGAUAAGCUAUCCUUGGAGGUGGCACAGGAAGUGCUGGGCAGCGAUCGAGGCACUAUAAUCGAUGGGAAAGGGCUAGCUGCGCAUUACUCUAUUGAGGCAAGUUCUUGGGGGUUGGAUUCUACUGAUAUCCUCCAUCGGUAUCGAGCAGAAUUGAUUAUGUCUGAGGAUAAUUCGGCGUUUCAUAGAUAUAUAAUACUUCUCUCUAACUGCUUAUUGAGAAAAAAAUAA